Messenger RNA from Notolabrus celidotus (New Zealand spotty), 4195 nucleotides. RefSeq names its product epidermal growth factor (gene egf). The transcript is spliced from 22 exons. NCBI's taxonomy places the organism in Eukaryota, Metazoa, Chordata, Actinopteri, Labriformes, Labridae. The record is from RefSeq and is a predicted model, not a curated record. Gene Ontology annotation, molecular function: calcium ion binding. The coding region runs from base 43 to 3336 and encodes 1097 amino acids.
CAGCCCUUCCUGAUAUUCGGCCAUGGUAAAGCCAUUCAUCGGAUGGACCUUGAUGGGAAAAACCAUAGGCGGCUCGUGGCUGGGGUCGGUAGUUCUAUCCUGCUUGACUUUCAUUUCACAGAGGGGGAAGUCUACUGGGCUGACCAACACACAGGGGUCAUCUUCAAAGCAUCAGUGGGAAGAGCACACAAACAGAAACUUUACUCAUCUGUCAAAAAUAUCUCGGGCCUUGCAGUGGACUGGAUCUGGAACAGUGUAUACUGGACAAGUGGAGAAAAGGGAAAAGUCAAGAGAAUGGAUUUAAAUGGGAAAAAUGAAAGGACUCUUUUCAGACACUUGGCACAGCCAAGUUCAAUCACUGUUGACCCAACUAGCAGGUUUCUCUUUUGGCUGUCUGGUGGGGUUACUCCAAGUGUCCAGCGGUCUGAUCUGACAGGACAAAGGAAAACUAUGCUCAUUAAAAUAAGGGAACAACUGAAAGCACUGACAAUUGACCGUGAAGACAAAAGACUGUUCUGGGUUCAGUUUGGUCUACAAGGAGAAAGUGCUAUUGCCUCUUGUGAUUAUAACGGCAAAGUCCUACACAUCAUAGAUCAGCCGCUCAGGUCUGAGUCAUUUGGGAUGUCUAUUUUCCUGGAGCACUUAUACUACACUGAUGCCGCAUCUCGGGUUAUAAAACAAGUAAAGAAGAACACUGGUGGAAAGUCACUGAGUGUCAACCUAAAACCAAUGGCAAAACCCCCUGUGGGUAUCAAGGUGGUACAUCACCUCAACCAGCCAAUGGCAGACACCCAAUCUACAUUACCAGGUUGUGAUGAACAGAGUGGAAACUGUGUGAAUGUGUGUUCCAAUCUGGCCAAAGAAGGGACCUGCAAGUGUGACACAGGCUUUGCUCUCAGUAAGCAAGGAACUCACUGUGAAGAUGUGAAUGAAUGUGCCCACUGGAACCAUGGCUGCUCGCUUGGUUGUGAAAACAUCCCAGGCUCCUACUUCUGUACCUGCCCUAAAGGAUACGCCCUCUUACCAGACAGGAAGACGUGUCAAGAGAUCACACCCUGUGGAAGCAACAUCACCAAGUGUGGACAUGGGUGCCUGAUGAUGGACGAGGGUGCUGUCUGUGUGUGUCCAGAGGGAUCUAUACUGCAGGAAGAUGGACAAGCCUGUACUGGCUGCUCUUCUGCAGACAACGGGGACUGCAGUCAGAUCUGUACUCCUGUCACCCCUAGCAGGUGGCAGUGUGGCUGUCUGCCUGGCUACCAGCUCCACCAAGACGGCAAACGCUGCAUUGCCACUGCACCUCCACCUUAUCUACUCAUUGCCAAUCUGGUGGAUGUGAGACAAAUUCACCCUGAUGGCUCAGGGGAUCACAGCCUAGUAGAGGAGCCCAGAGGAACUAUUAUAGCUUUGGACUAUGACCCAGUGCAGAACAAAGUGUUCUUCGCAAGCACAAGGCAGAAGACAAUAGAGCGUGUUGAUUUGAACGGUGGGUCGAGGGACAUCCUUGUGUCUGAUGGUUUGGACUCUCCAGAAGGACUGGCUAUAGACUGGAUCCACCACAGGAUGUACUGGACAGAUAAAGGCCAGUCAACUGUUGAGCGCAGUAGCUUGGCUGGACUUAACAGGGAAACUAUUGUGAGCAAAGGACUGGAGGAACCAAGAGGGAUCGCAGUUCAUCCUUUUGCAAAGAAGCUGUUCUGGACUGAUAUGGGGGCCCGUCCUGUGGUGGAGUGUGCCUCUUUGGAUGGAACAGACCGUGUUGUCAUUGCGAGCACUAACCUUGUGUCACCGAGCGGCCUGACCAUCGAUUUCACAGAUGACCGUCUGUUCUGGUGCGACCUGAAGAGGGGUCUGGUGGAGACUGCUGCCCUGGAUGGCUCAGGUCGGCGGGUCCUGUUAGAGAACCAAGUAGGUCGACCUUUUGACCUCGCUGUAUUUGAGGACAGGUUGUGGAUAUCUGACUGGGAGCACCGGGAGCUGAGGAGCUUCCACAAGCAUACUGGGAAAAAGCUGCAACGUAUACAUGGCAACAUGGUCCAGCCAGCAUCUAUUGUGGUGGUUCAUCCCCUUGCUAAACCAGGUGCAGAUGUUUGCCUCCACUUGAAUGGAGGUUGUGCCCAAGUGUGCGAAAGCAAGCUGGGACUAGCUCACUGCUCCUGCCUGUCACACUACAUCCUGUCAGAUGAUGGAAAGAGCUGCUCACUAGCUGAUGUUUCUAAUACAACAGCAGAUUCUGAAGACAGUGAGUCCACUCAUUUAACGUCUCUCAAUAAUAAAACAUUCAACGAUGAGAGCACCACAAUUGGACUGUCAACAGACUCCGAUGAAAGCAGCAAGCCGACUCUUUAUACAGACAAGAUGGUGUCAGACCAGAAUGAGUGCGACUCACUCCGCUGUGAUGUAAACGCACAGUGUCUGCUGAUUGCUGGCAGCCCAACUUGUAGGUGUGUGGAAGGUUUCACGGGUGAUGGACAGUCAUGUGUAGAUAUUGAUGAGUGCAAACAGGGAACACACACCUGUGGCAAAAAUGCAGAAUGCCAAAAUAACCAUGGGAAGUAUCUGUGCAAGUGCCAGGAAGGAUUCCAAGGCAAUGGGAAGACAUGUCGAGCGUUGGAUACCACAUCACAGUGGGUGACGACUGGGAGCCCUGCUGAUGUCAACACCACCCAGUCCCACAUUAACAGUAACUCAGUGGAGAGCUGCCCCUCCACUCAUGAGUCCUACUGCCUGUACCAGGGCGUCUGCUUCUACUUCCCUGAAAUGGAGUCCUAUGCUUGCAACUGUGUGUUGGGUUAUAUGGGGGAGCGUUGUCAGUUCAGUGACCUGGAGUGGUGGGAGCUCCAGCAGGCCGAGGAGGAGAAGAGAAGAAACGUGGUCAUCGCAGCCUGCAUGGUGGUCCUGGUGUCUCUGCUCUCCGUUGCUGCCUGCGUCACCUACUGCUUCGGAGCCCGAAGAUUCUUCCACAAACAGCCCUCAGUGGAUAAUGUGAGUGAGACCAGCGUGACGGAUGAGAGCAUGUCAGAGAGCACCACCGCCAGUGUGCCCCGGUUCUACAUGGUGGUAGACGACAGAGUGGAGGGACUGGUCAUCCCUGCCAUGGGCUGUCCCAGGAGAGCCGUCUGUCCUUCCUGCUCCUCAGAAACGGCUGCUGAAGAGUCAGGAACGUUCUCCAAACACAACAGAGGAUAUGAGUGUUCGAUGGUGUCUGCGGCUGCCAUGGAGACUGCAGAGCCCACUAUCCAUCACUCGAGUCCAUCACUGUCAAGAUCAUACACCUGUACAACUUUCAAGCCACCGCUCCUCUCAGAGACUACGAGCUCUGAGUCCGCUGCUUCCUAGUUUUUAUCAGACAGACAGAUAUGGACACAGCUAAGGUGACAUCUGAUACAUGGUCGCACAAUAAAUAAGAGAUUCAAACUUCAAUAUAAUGCCUUACUAAUAAAACGAAUGGCAGAGGAGCUGAUGAAAGAGAGUGAAGAGUGGAGUUUCGGAAUAACAGACGUUAUCUGAUGGAGUACAAAACGAGAUGUAAGAAUUUAAUUUUGUACACAUUUUAUUAGGACAGAUUGUAAAUGAGUAUCUGGUAUUUGGCAUUAGUCGGCCUAGUUUCUGACAUAACUGAACCCAAAAAGGACAAACUGCAUUUAAUCAAAGUCUGAGUGUAAGUGCCUUGUAAAUACAGCUGGUUUUAUGACACAUUUUCCCAAACUAUAGCAUUUAAAAUUAACGUCUUCCCUGAAUAAAUAUUUACCUAUUAUUGUAGCUAGUAAUAUGCGAGUAUAUUCCAUAUAGUAUGAAAUAUAAAUGUAUAGUAUGUCUUUCGUUUCAAAACAGAAAGAAAUCUAAAAUAUGUUAUCAUAUCAAGACUGUAAAAAGCUCCUGCCUACGCUGCUUUAACUGUGAAACUAAGAAAUUACUUGAUUUCCGUCCAGCCAGCAUAAAAAUCAAAACUACCUUAUUCAGAUUUUAGUUCCAAGCUCAGUUCUAUUCAAGUUUUAUAGAAGUUCACAUUCAAAGCUCACAGUUUUGCCAUUUUUUAGGAUUUUAUGAUCUAUUAAAAAGAAACUGUCAGCUAAAAUCUUGGACUCUGUAGGUUAUUUUGCAAUAUUUUUCAUAUUCAUAUCACCUACAAAUAAAUAAUUGCUUGCCAUGGAACCCUGACACGUUUGUUUAUGAACACAUGUGCAGACAUCUUUAU